CCGGUUAAAGGGGAACGCCGGGAGCCUCCCACUGCCCCCUUUGCUUCGCGCGCGCUUAAGUCUUUGGGGAACGCCAGUCGCCUAGCGAACCCAUCCGAGUCGAGGAUCAGGGGACCGGCUAACGACUCCUUUUGGGCUGCAGGCAGUCAGACAGACAGGCGACUCCGCCGCGCAGACACUCGCCGCCAGAAUGUUGCUGCUAUUGCUGGGAAUCAUAGUCCUCCACGUGGCCGUGCUGGUGCUGCUGUUCGUGUCCACCAUCGUCAGCCAUUGGCUCAAGGGCACUGGAUACUCCACUGACCUUUGGCAGAACUGCACUAUGUCCUCCUCUGGGAACGUCCAGCACUGCUUCUCCUCGUCGGCAAACGAGUGGCUGCAGUCUGUCCAGGCCACCAUGAUCCUGUCCGUCAUCUUCAGCGUCCUCUCCCUGUUCCUGUUCUUCUGCCAGCUCUUCACUCUCACCAAGGGUGGCCGCUUUUACAUCACCGGAGUCUUCCAAAUCCUUGCUGGUCUAUGUGUGAUGAGCGCGGCGGCCAUCUACACGGUGCGGCACACGGAGUGGCAUGUCAACUCGGACAACUCGUAUGGCUUCUCCUACAUCCUGGCCUGGGUGGCCUUCCCACUGGCCCUGCUCAGUGGCGUGGUCUACGUGAUCUUACGGAAACGCGAAUGAGGCGCCCUGACCCGCUCCCAGUGUGUGUCGGAGGCUCCGAGCGUAUAAAAGGCAGGCCAGGGACCCAGAACCUGAGACAAGGAUGAGAGAGCUAGCCCCUAUAGCCCCAACUCCAGCCAAAAACCAAACGGAUGGCAGUGGCUGUCCCUCGAAGGUGUAUAUACUAUCUAUGGUUUAUAAAACCUAUUUAUAACACUUUUUACAUGUAUGUACAUAGCAGUAUUUGGCUUUUAUGUUGACCAUCAGGCUCAUGUUGAACCUUCAAGAAGUAGCUAAAGAACUUGACCUCUUAACAGUAUAAUCAAACUCAGUAUUUUGUUUUGUUUUUGAUUUUUUUUUCCUUGGGAGGAAGUAGGGGUUGUGUUUUGCCCCCUCCAGAUCAAACAACUUCAUUUGGCACCCCUUCUUUCCCUUUCAUCUGAGAUAAAAUACCUCCCUCCCAUUUCACCUCCUCAAAAAACCAAAGUGUGGGGAAAAAGAAAACUCCACAAAAGCAAAAAUCUGUGACCCAAAGCCCUUUGUUUUGGGGUGGAGUGUGCAUUCAGCAGAAACUCGGAGCGAGGACGUGGCCCGUGGCUGUGGGAUACCAGCCCUUGUGUGUCACGUUUGUCAGUGGGCAAUCGGUGACAACCAAUCUGUGACAUGGUGCUAUGUAUCUACCAUUCCUUAUUCUCACUAAUCAUCUAAAUGACUCACUGGAAAACCAAUUAACAAUUUUAUGACCUAAAGGUAGAAUGGAGACCUGAGUAAUUCCGUGUAGUAUAAGUGGUUUAUAACCACUUCUGUACCUUGCUAGGCUGCUUGCUCUUCCUGUAAUGAAGAAACUCUAACACUUCCAUUGCUUCCACAUUGCUCUUUAAGGUCGGAGCAGUAGGACUAAGCUUCUAGACCCCUCCCCUGGGACCAUGAGUUCCCCUCCCCCUUCCUGGGAUUGGCCGGGUCUAGAAUGUUCUGUGCCUCCUAGGACUGUCUGGCGAUGACUCGUACUGGCCACCAACUCAGAAUGUACAUAUGGUGCCCUCUGAUGCUAAGACUCCAGACCCUUGUUAUUAUUAUUGUUAUUAUUAUUUUGCUUUGCUUUCUCUGAUUUUAUACCAACAGUGUGGACUAAGAUGCAUUAAAAUAAACAUCAAGAGUAACUCA
Molecule: messenger RNA, 1816 nt
Organism: Ochotona curzoniae (black-lipped pika)
Lineage: Eukaryota; Metazoa; Chordata; Mammalia; Lagomorpha; Ochotonidae
Gene: PMP22
Product: peripheral myelin protein 22
Exons: 5
Coding region: 191-673 (160 amino acids)
Cellular component (GO): plasma membrane
Source: RefSeq, a predicted model, not a curated record